Messenger RNA from Diospyros lotus (date-plum), 1089 nucleotides. RefSeq names its product protein FAR1-RELATED SEQUENCE 5-like. The record is from RefSeq and is a predicted model, not a curated record. Bases 1 to 1089 code for a protein of 362 amino acids. NCBI's taxonomy places the organism in Eukaryota, Viridiplantae, Streptophyta, Magnoliopsida, Ericales, Ebenaceae. The transcript is spliced from 2 exons.
AUGGCUGAUUUGUCAGAUGACGCUGCACACAUGGAUGAUGAUUGUGAUAAUAAGACUGAUGAUAAUAGUGACGAUAGCAAUGGUGAUAAUAGUGAUGGUGGUGAUGAUAAAAAAGGAGUCAGUCUAAAGUACCCAGAAGUAAGAUUUUCAGAAAAUUAUGCAAUUGAGGAAACAAGACCUGAAGUGUCGAUUCCAUACCAGGGUGAUCUUUUACACAUGGGUGCACUCUUUAAAAGUAAACAGGAACUAAUUUUAGCAUUUAGACAAUAUUGUGUUGAUGUGAAGAUGAACUAUCGAGUCAAACAUUCGUGCACAAUUCGAUUUGAGACUGGUUGCAAGGAUGUGAACUGCAAAAUUAUGCUUUGUGCAAGAUGCAGACCUGGUUGUUCGUUUUGGCAUGUGAAAUUUAUGCCGAGUCACACGUGUACUCCAGACGUCUACGAUUCACAUUUUCGAAGUUUGAAGGCUAUUGUCAUAGGAAGUUUGUUCUCAGAAAGAGUGGCGAGUAGUGAAUAUACACCUAGAAUGCUAAUGGGGGAGUUGCUGGAGCAACAUGGUAUGCAGAUUAUGUACACUAAAGCUUGGAUCUCUUUACAACAUGCAAAGAGACUUACUUAUGGUAAUGCGGAUGAAUCAUAUCAGCAGCUACCCUCAUAUUUUCAAAUGCUAAAAGAAACAAAUCCUGGAAGUAUCAUGGUAAUAGAGAUAAAUGAAAAUAAUGAUUUUUUAUAUUCAUUUUUUGCAUUCGGAGCUUGCCUUUAUGGUUUUCGGUCUUACAUAAGAUCGAUUGUUGUCAUUGAUGCCACACAUUUAAAAGAUGAACACAAAUGGGUGAUAUUCGUUUCCACUUGCAAAGAUGGUGAGGAAAUGAUUUAUCCCAUCGCUUUUGGAUUUGGAGAUAAUGAGUCUGACAGAUCAAGGAUAUGGUUUUUGACGAAAUUCAGAGAGGCUAUCGGAGUGCGAGAAGAUUUAGUCAUCGUUUUCGAUCGUCACCAAAACAUUGCGAAUGCGAUGAGCCAUGUCUUCCCUUUUGUCCCACAUGUCUUUUGUUUCUUCCACCUUAAGCAAAAACUUGAAGAAAUGUUGUAG